CUGAGUGAAACUCAAUUUCCAUCUUUCAUCCUCGCGUUCACAUCUCAGGCUCUCUCUUUGAUUCAGUGAAAGACAUUUCUGUCGAAUUCAAGCUUGAGAAGAGAAUAGCAGCACGCUUUGCUCGAUGUUGCGUACAUGGAAGACGAGGAAGUGACUCCACUUCAUACGUUUUCUACUCAAGGAUUUUAAGCAGUAGCCUGUCUCGAAAUAUCAAGCUAGAAGAAGAAGAAGAAGAAGAAGAAGAAGAAGAAGAAGAAGAAGAAGAAGAAGAAGAAGAAGCUAAGAUCUUUUUCUCUCUGUUAUUCGUUGGAUCGGUUUCUUCAGGGAUUUUUUUUGCGUUUGGAACUGAGCGAGUAAAGGAAGAGGAAUCAUCAUAUGGCCGGAAGUUUGGAUGGAAGUCAGUCAGAUCAAAGCUCUCACAUGGAGACAGGGAUUGAUAAUAUUUAUGAAGCGUUUAUCUGUCCAUUGACAAAGCAAGUGAUGCAAAACCCAGUCACUUUGGAGAAUGGCCAGACUUUCGAGCGCGAAGCAAUUGAGAAAUGGUUCAAGGAAUGUAGCCAAAACGGUCGACCUCUGUCUUGUCCUAUAACUUCUCAGGAGCUGAGUAUCACUGAUCUAAACCCAAGUAUAGCUUUAGGUAACGCAAUCGAAGAGUGGAGAGCCAGGAAUGAUUUCUUGAAGCUUGAUAUUGCCCGCCAGUCUCUCUAUCUUGGAAAUUCUGAGACCAAUAUACUUCUGGCUUUGAAGAAUGUCCGAGAAAUCUGCAAGAACAUACGUUUGAUUAAACACCGUAUGCGCAAUCCUCAGCUUGUUCGAUUGAUUAUCGACAUGCUCAAAAGUAGUAGCCAUGAAGUGCGGUAUAAGGCUCUACAGACACUGCAAGUCGUCGUUGAGGGAGAUGAAGAGAGCAAGGCAAUAAUAGCUGAAGGAGACACUGUGCGUACUAUAGUUAAGUUCUUAUCUCAGGAGCCACCAAAGGGGAGGGAGGCAGCGGUUUCCUUGUUGUUUGAGCUCUCUAAAUCAGAAGCCUUGUGCGAGAAGAUUGGAUCAAUUCAUGGAGCAAUCAUCUUGUUGGUUGGUCUGACAAGCAGCAAAUCAGAGAAUGUUUCAACUGUUGAGAAAGCUGAUAGAACCUUGACAAACUUGGGGAGAUCAGAAGAAAAUGUUCGACAGAUGGCUACCAAUGGUAGACUGCAGCCUCUUCUAGCUAAUCUUCUUGAAGGUUCAGCUGAAAUAAAACUCUCCAUGGCUUCUUAUCUUGGGGAGCUUGCCUUAAAUAACGAUGUGAAAGUUGUUGUGGCUCAGACUGUGGGUUCCUCUCUUAUCGAUCUUAUGAGAAGUCGCAACAUGCGCCAACGGGAAGCUGCUUUGGGUGCUCUCAACAAUAUCUCAUCGUUUGAGGGGAGUGCCAAAGUCUUAAUCAGCGCAGGGAUUCUCCCACCGCUUAUCAAAGACCUUUUUUAUGUUGGACCAAACCAGCUUCCAAUUCGACUUAAAGAAGUCUCAGCCACUAUUCUUGCAAAUAUAGUCAACAUUGGCUACGACUUUGACAAAGUUCCUGUUGGAGCUCAUCACCAAACUCUUGUUUCAGAGGAUAUAGUGGAAAACCUACUCCAGCUAAUUAGCAACACGGGUCCAGAAAUCCAGGGAAAGCUGUUGGAGGUUCUUGUUGGACUCACUAGCUGCCCAAACUCGGUUAUAAAUGUUGUUUCUGCGAUCAGAAACUCGGGUGCCAUCAUUAGCCUUGUUCAGUUCGUUGAGCUUCAUGAGAACGAUGAUUUGCGUUUGGCUUCUAUCAAGCUCCUUCACAACAUUUCACCACACAUGAGCGAAGAACUUGCCAAUGCGUUGCGUGGCACAGUUGGACAGCUUGGGAAUCUUGUUGCGAUCAUAUCAGAGAAUACAACAACAAUCACUGAGGCGCAAGCUGCAGCUGCUGGACUUUUAGCUGAACUUCCUGAGAGAGAUUGGGGUCUGACGCAGAGAUUGUUAAAAGAGUGUGCUUUUGAGAAAAUCAUCUCCAAGAUAUCUGUGAUUCGCCAAGGAGAAAUCAGGGGAAAACGGUUUGAGAAAACUUUUCUUGAAGGACUUGUUAGUAUUCUUGCUCGGAUCACCUUCGCACUCACCAAGGAGACUCAAGCCAUUUCGUUCUGCCGUGAAAACAAUGUAGCUUCGAUUUUCCUCGAUCUUCUUCAGUCCAACAGUCAAGAUAACAUCCUGAUAGCUUCUGCAAUUGCUUUGGAGAAUCUUUCACUUGAAUCCAGGAAUCUAACAAAGAUACCCGAACUGCCUCCUCCGAGCUACUGUACAUCCAUAUUUUCAUGUCUGAGCAAACCGCCUGUUGUUCUAGGGAUUUGCAAGAUCCAUCAAGGGUUAUGUUCGUUGAGAGAAAGCUUUUGUCUUGUUGAAGGACAAGCAGUAGAUAAAUUGGUUGAUCUCUUGGACCAUGAAAACGUGAAGGUGGUUGGGCCAGCACUUGCAGCUCUUUCAACGUUGUUAGAAGACGGUUUGGAAGUUGAAAAAGCGGUGAGAUUGAUUGAUGAAGCAGACGGGAUCACGCCUAUAUUAAACGUUCUGUUGGAGAAUCGAACAGAGAAUUUAAGGAUUAGAGCUGUGUGGAUGGUCGAGCGGAUCUUACGCAUCGAACAGAUAGCUGAAGAGGUUGCAGAAGAACAGAACGUGACUGCAGCACUUGUUGACGCCUUUCAAAACGCAGAUUUUAGAACACGUCAGAUCGCUGAGAACGCCUUGAAGCACAUCGAUAAGAUCCCAAACUUCUCUGGUAUAUUCACCAAUAUUGGUUAAGUCUGUAUGCAUUCUUGUAAAUGUUUUUUAAGAGACAUUGAUUCAAAGUUAAAAACU
Molecule: messenger RNA, 2862 nt
Organism: Eutrema salsugineum
Lineage: Eukaryota; Viridiplantae; Streptophyta; Magnoliopsida; Brassicales; Brassicaceae
Product: U-box domain-containing protein 43
Exons: 4
Coding region: 376-2805 (809 amino acids)
Biological process (GO): protein ubiquitination
Molecular function (GO): ubiquitin-protein transferase activity; protein binding
Source: RefSeq, a predicted model, not a curated record